AUGACGGCCCAGGGCGCCCCAUCCGCUCAGAUCCUGCACCCAGACCCACUCAUCCCGCGCAUGGCCGAGCGCUUCUCCCUGCUAGGCCAAUGGCACGCAUUCACCUCCUUCCGCCCAGGCAACAGAGCCCUGGCCUUGGCAAUCACCCUGUUCCGGGACAUGCUGGACUUCGCCAUCUCAGGCCAGUUCCCCAGCCUGAGCGCCAUCUCCCACUUCCACAUGCUCGUCGGCACUCUGCAGGAUUUCCCCCCCGCACACUUGAUCUUCGUACUCCUUCUCAGCGAAAAUGCCUCUCGCUUUCCCCCCUAUGCAACAACCCCACUGGUUCGACUGCAUCGCAACAUCAGCGAACAACUCAUCUCCAACCAGGCCCGCGACAGUCCUCUCCUCACGGGGCACUUUUUCACCCCGGACGAGCUCUCCCGGCAGACACACAGCGCAAACAUCAUCUACCCCUUCUAUGACCCACAGGCGAUCCAAUACUCAGCCAACUCCAGCGUCAUCUUGGCCCUGCGUCAUGACGAGGCCUUCAGACGCGAAGUGGAGCGCACCGCCUCGCGAGCCGUGGAAGUCAACAGCAUCAUCGCGGCGGUUCCCGCGUCAAGGGGAGACUUCUUUGACAAGAUCCCCAUCUUCAGCACCGAACUCAUCAACGGCCUUGCAGCGGCCCAGGCCCACACCCUGGACAAGGUCCUAUCCGGCCUAAAAACCCAAAUGGCCCACCUCUCGAAAGCCCACCGAGACACCCUCGAGCAUGUCUACGCUCUUUACACCAAUCCAGCGCCCCAUCCUCCGCCAUCCUCCUCAACACACUCCGCCGGCCUCAUCGCGGCUCUCGCCGGCGUCGUUGCGCAAGAUCGACUCAAGUCCCGGACCCAGUCGACAAGAACCACCACGGCUCCGGCCCCCAUCCCCCACAGGCAAGAUGCAUCCUCCCCGGCGAAUGGCAAUAUCACCACCGGCACAGCGCCCGCUCUCCAGCCGCCCGCCCCUGCCGAAGCCCACCAACCGGCCCCCCCCGCCCGAUCAUCGGCCCCGAUCACCCUGGGCCCUCCUUCUCGCCCUCCCACAUCCACCCAAGCCCCGACGUCGGGCCCGUUCAUCGUGCAAAGCCCGCCCGCCCCACCCCCUCCCUUCCCACCCCCCUUCCAAUAUCCCCCCCACCCCCCCACCACCUCUUCCCACCUACAGCACCCCCCCCACUGGAUUUUCUCCCCUCCCCCAACCCCCCACGACCACCAGCAACAAGAUCCUCAGUCCAGCCAUCCCAGCUACUACGCACAGUAUUCUCCAUCAAUCUUCCAAGGCUCCUUCCACCGACCCCACUGGAGCCCGGAACUCCACCGGCACAACAUGGACACCCUCAGGCGAUGCUGGACGCCCAAGUGGGCCGAAGGGGUCCUUCCCGUCAUACCAUUCAAACUGGACGAAGAGCAUCUGUCGAGGAUCUUCGCCAACGGCUUCCCCCCGUCCUCCGGGCGCCCGGGCGCCACCCCCUCGAUCUGCAUCGGGGAGCCUCGCCUCGGGCAGCACUACAAGUCGAUCGCUCUGGCCGUUCGCAUUCGGGCGGCCAUAGUCGUGUUCAUGAGCACACCGAUGUCGCUUAGCGCCUUCGAAGAGCUCUCCGGGCUCAAGUGGAUCCAGUCACUGGUCCCCCCGAUGGAUCCCGUCGGUCUCAUCCCCCUCCUUUGUCCCCCCGACACCGACACUCUCUGGGCCUACAUCGAAUUCCUCCGCAGAGUCUGGAUCACCCGGGAGGACAUGCUGUUCUCCCUCCGGAUCAGGGCCCUUGCCCUGACUCUCACCGAACUGGGGAUUGCCCCUGACCCCGCUGAAUUCUGGGCUGCCAUGUCGCCCCACUGCCCGGCUCAUCAACAACCCAGCCUCCGCGCAUUGCGCUCCUCCCACUUCACCUCCAUCUUCGGCCCCGGCUUCAUUCCUCCGCUUUCAGCUCCGAGCAACACCACGGAUGUCACGGUCACCAUACAUCGCAGCGCCCAAAUCGUCAGCUGGGACGGCAUGACAGCCUUCGCGGGCUCCCACCACCCCAUCCGUCCUCCCCCGCUUGCUGACGGCCACGCCUCGCCGGAAGGCAACAUCCACGCCCCCCCUCCGACCUCCCCCCUCUUUGGCAAUGCCCCCAGGGCCCGGGGACGGCCAUCCCCUCCGGAUCGCCCGCGCCCCGGUCCCUUCUCGCUUCCGCCCAAGGACGAGGCCCCCUUCCGCCGCGCCUGCUCCGAGGCCGAUGCCGAGCGAAACACCACCCUGGCAUCGGGCCUUGGCUUCAGCAUCCUCUCGGACAAAGACCUCACUGACCGCAUCAAGGCCUGGCAAAACGAGGAGCCCCUUGCCCUUGCCGAGGGAUUCAGCCGCUCGAAAGAGGGCCUGCUCCUGCGAGACAACCGAAUCUGGAUCCCCCAGGCUCAUGUCCAGGCCCUCGCCCUUCUGCUACACGAACUGCCGGAGAUCAAUCACACCGGCUCGGCCUCGCUGACCGCCAUCCUCAUGCGUGGUUUCUCCGGCACGGGAUUCGACAAGGCAGCCCGAAAUGCCACCCAGCGCUGUCUCCUAUGCCAUCGCUUCAAGCCCAAGAGCUCCUCAUUAGCCCCCGCCCCCUCCGGGCCAGCCGCCAUCCCAACGAGGCCCUUUGAAGCAUUGGCCGUCGACUUCUGCUCCAUCCGACUGCCCCACCAUCCCACCAAAUACAAGGUGCUGGUAAUGGUGGACACCUUCUCCAGGUACAUGAUGGCCCACGUGGUGCCCGCCUCGACGACGGGAGCCAUGGCCCUGUGUGCCUUCUUCCACUCCUUGCCUCCCGGUCACCCUCCCAUCGCCACGGUCAACGCCGCCGACGAAAGCCCCUUCAACUGCGCCCGCUGGAAGGACGAGCUCAUCAGCCGCAAGAUCAGCCCCACCUACUCCGGCCCCCCUCAUGACCACUCCAACGGCGCCGCAAAGCGCGCCGUAAGAUCCCUCAAGCAGAGACUGGCCAUUCUCAGCAACUCUCGCAAAGACCUCACCACCCUCAACAGCCUCCUCGAAGAGGCAACCUCCUCGCACAAUGCAUGCCCCAAUUCACUGGGCUUCUCCCCGAGAGAGCUGGUGUUCGGCUCGCAUGCGGUCGCCUCCCUCAGCGCCAUCCCCUCGAUCCUUGGGCCCCACAUUCCCCACGAGGAAGCCAUCAAAACCGCCUACGACCGCUUGGUCAGCGAGCGGACGGCUCGCCGCCCAUCCUCACUCGCAACCCCUGCGCCACAAUCACCCAUCAAACCCGGCGACUAUGUCCUGGUAUCUCUCUUCCCGCGGCACUCGCCCAAGGCCCAACCGCUCGGCCUGGGCCCGAGAUUUUCCCCUCCCACACUCGUCGAGAGCGUGGGCGCCAGCACCGUGAAACUGGCUGCCCCGGUCGAAGGUCGCAAGUCGCUCCACAUUCCCCUUUCCGACAUCAAACUCUACUCUCCACCCGCCGCUACCUCGUACUCUUCCCCCCCAUCCGCGGCGCGCCCGGAUGCCACUUCUCCAUCGGCACCCUCGAAUCCGCCGGAUCCGUUCCCCGCCUGGGGAGUGUAA
Messenger RNA from Fonticula alba, 3570 nucleotides. RefSeq lists its product as hypothetical. Gene Ontology annotation, biological process: DNA integration. The coding region runs from base 1 to 3570 and encodes 1189 amino acids. NCBI's taxonomy places the organism in Eukaryota, Rotosphaerida, Fonticulaceae. Gene Ontology annotation, molecular function: nucleic acid binding. The transcript has a single exon. The record is from RefSeq and is a predicted model, not a curated record.